Messenger RNA from Microcebus murinus (gray mouse lemur), 1307 nucleotides. It is a transcript of the gene TTC36, whose product is annotated as tetratricopeptide repeat domain 36. Lineage: Eukaryota; Metazoa; Chordata; Mammalia; Primates; Cheirogaleidae. The record is from RefSeq and is a predicted model, not a curated record. Gene Ontology annotation, molecular function: protein binding.
ACUCUCUAAUUUUUUUUUUUUAAGAGAUGGGGUCUCUCUCCAUCACGCAGGCUAGGACUACAGGCAUGCACGGUUGUGUCCAGUUCACACUGACUGUAUUUUCGACUUUUGCUCAUCAGUGAUGUAUAUUCAGGAAUAGGUCAAGAGGACAGAGGAAUAGUCCUUUUACCUUUUACAUAUUCCCCACCACCACCCCCGCACCCCUUUUAUCCAGGGGAGGUCAAGCAGCAGCUUCUAACAAUUUUCUCAUGAAUAAAAUGAAAAAAUUUCAGGGGAAAACUGGAGAAUACCUUCUCUUUGCUCUACUCCACCUUAAGGCUAAAACUGGAUUUGUUUAUUCUGUGGGGGCUGGGGAGUGUUGAGAAAUAAUUGUAAAUAUUCUGCCAUCAGGGAUCACUAACCCCAGGCCCAAGGGGGUUGAGUUUACAAGAUAGCCAAGGAAUGGGAGACACUCCUCUUGAGGGGGAUGGUCCUAAAACAGAACCUCCUCUUUUUAGAUCAAGUGACUGUUGGAGGCUCAGCACCUAUCCCCUUUCCUCCCUCUUCUCUCAUCCUGAGUCACCUUUUGGGAUUUUGGAGUUGAGCACCAUGGGGACUCCAAAUGAUCAGGCAGUUUUGCAGGCCAUCUUCAACCCUGACACCCCAUUUGGAGAUGUGGAGUUGGACCUAGGAGAAGCAGAAAAGGAAGAACUAGAUGAAGAUGGAGUAUUCCCUCAAGCACAGUUGGAGCAGUCCAAGGCCCUGGAGCUGCAGGGGGUGAUGGCAGCAGAGGCUGGGGACCUCAGCACAGCCCUGGAGAGGUUUGGCCAAGCCAUCUGCCUGUUGCCUGAGAGGGCAUCAGCCUACAACAACCGAGCCCAGGCCCGGCGACUUCAGGGAGAUGUGGCAGGCGCCCUGGAGGACCUGGAGCGCGCCGUGGAGCUAAGCGGCGGCCGAGGCCGCGCCGCCCGCCAGAGCUUCGUGCAGCGCGGGCUCCUGGCGCGGCUGCAGGGCCGGGAUGACGAUGCCCGCAGGGACUUCGAGCUGGCGGCGCGGCUGGGCAGCCCCUUCGCGCGGCGCCAGCUGGUGCUGCUCAACCCCUACGCCGCGCUGUGCAACCGCAUGCUGGCUGACAUGAUGGGGCAGCUGCGCAGCCCCCGCAACGGGCGCUGAGCGCGGCUGGGCCUGGGUGGCGGCCGGGGUGGGGAGGCGGGAAGGGCCCUGAAUCAAUAAAGCUGCACUGGCCUCACCGACUCGCCUGCUUCUGCGUCGCGCCCACGCGCCCACGCACGGGCAGAAGCGCACUCAGGUGCACGCGGCGUGGGGUC